Aspergillus ochraceoroseus IBT 24754 is the source of this 798-nucleotide messenger RNA. Its product is annotated as SUR7/PalI family protein. Gene Ontology annotation, biological process: fungal-type cell wall organization. NCBI's taxonomy places the organism in Eukaryota, Fungi, Ascomycota, Eurotiomycetes, Eurotiales, Aspergillaceae. Bases 1 to 798 code for a protein of 265 amino acids. The record is from RefSeq and is a predicted model, not a curated record. The transcript is spliced from 2 exons. Gene Ontology annotation, cellular component: cell cortex of cell tip; plasma membrane.
AUGGAGGGCCUUCACACCCUCAUCCCAUGUCUGGCCUCCUUCGUGGCGUUUCUCCUGGGCAUAUUGUGUCUCUUGUCGGGAACACAGCGCCAAUGUUUACCGAAAGCUGACCUUCUGACGCUCCAUCUGGAUGCAAUGGUGCCUCCCAUACCCGGAGCCCCGGACUUCUUCUCUGUCUACGUGAUGUCCUACUGCGAAGGAGUAACAGGGAAUCGCACCCAGAACGGGACGAGUGAGACCAAUGUAGUGACAACCAUUCGAAGCUGUUCCGACCAGUCUGUCUUUUUCUCAUUCAACCCAACGGCUGCCCUCGAGGCAGUGACCGGUAACCCGCCAUCAAGCUGGCCGUCGUAUAUCAGUGACGACUUCCAGGCGCUAGCUCCUACCAACCGUACCAUGGCGUUCUUUUAUGUCAUUGGCGCCGGUGCCGCCGGACUGGUGCUUCUCAUCAAGUUAUUCUCCAUCUGGAGCUCGCGCACGACGGACCCGGGGGCUGAGAAACCACCGUCAUCUUUGCUCUUCCUGGUUCAACUGACUAGCGCGUUGAGUUUAUUCAUUUCCUCCAUCCUGGGAAGUGCAAUAUCGUCCGAGUUUGUGCAUUUGAUUAACAAGUCCGGAGCACUGACCGGUAUCUAUGCGGAUCAUGGGAGUGCAUUUUUGGGCAUGUCGUGGACGGCGGUGGUGCUGCAGACAAUCGGAACCGUGGGCCAUCUGGUGCUGCUACUCAUGUAUAACCCAAAGCAUUGUUCUUCUGACUUGGAUGAGCCGGAGAAGCCUCUGGUGGCCGAUGAGCCUUGA